This is a messenger RNA of Penaeus monodon (black tiger shrimp), 857 nucleotides long. RefSeq lists its product as uncharacterized. The coding region runs from base 329 to 808 and encodes 159 amino acids. The transcript is spliced from 3 exons. The record is from RefSeq and is a predicted model, not a curated record. NCBI's taxonomy places the organism in Eukaryota, Metazoa, Arthropoda, Malacostraca, Decapoda, Penaeidae.
ACAACGAUAAUAACGAUGAUAAACACAUCAACAAUACAAUAAAUCUCUCCCUUCCAGCAAAACCAGCCUAAAAAAAAAGGAAAAAACAAAUAUAUAAAAAAGACCACAAAUACAACAGUAGCGUAUCUGCUAAGACUGCAAGAGAAUGCCUAUUGCUGACGCCCUUCUCCUCACGACGGUCUCCAAGGGAAGGUGAAGGGCGGCGCGAGGAGGGGCAAGGGGAGGGACCAGAGAGAGGGGAGGAAAAAUAAAAAAAUCCAUGGGUUUUAACUCCGCCUACUGAACAGCAGGUGCGGUGUAUAUAUAGUGAGAAAAAACACCGCAUUGCAUGAGAUAUCAACCGACAGUUCGCCAAGGCGUACCUCAAAUCAUGUGGGCCUCCAUUAUCCUAGCAUCUUUGGUAGCAGUAUCCUCGGGGAUUCCUCAGUACUCAUCUCCUCCUCCUCCAUCAUACAUUGCUCCGGCUCCCGCUUGCGACCCUGUUACUGUCACUGAAACAACUACUGAAUAUGGAGAAGUCGUGGAAACUACCACAGUCCCUGUCUACACUACCAACACUCUGUAUGAAACUGAAGUUAUCACCCAGUUUGAAACCGUAGUCGAGACCGAUUACGUCACCCAAACGGAGACCAACUACGAAACGGAAACCGAGACUCAAGUCAUCCCUACAACUAUUAUUGAUACUCAGACUACUUACCAGACCGUAUAUGAGACUGAGACAGAACACACUUAUAUUACAGAAACUGAAACUUCAGUUCAAAAGCAGUACAAAACUGUCUGUCCAAAACAUUCCUAUGUUAGUUACUAAGCUCCCUAGGUUGAAAAUGAUCAUACAUAUUAAAAAAGUCAUAACCCAA